Molecule: messenger RNA, 909 nt
Organism: Tachyglossus aculeatus (Australian echidna)
Lineage: Eukaryota; Metazoa; Chordata; Mammalia; Monotremata; Tachyglossidae
Product: olfactory receptor 14A2-like
Exons: 1
Biological process (GO): G protein-coupled receptor signaling pathway
Cellular component (GO): membrane
Molecular function (GO): G protein-coupled receptor activity; olfactory receptor activity
Source: RefSeq, a predicted model, not a curated record
AUGUCCAACGUCUCCAAGGUGACAGGAUUCCUCCUGCUGGGAUUCUCAGAGGUCCGAGAGCUGCAGCUGGUCCAUGCCACGCUGUUCCUCCUGAUCUACCUGGUGGCCCUGACGGGGAAUCUCCUCAUCAUUGCUGUCACCCUCCUGGACCGGCGCCUCCACACCCCCAUGUACUUCUUCCUCAGGAACCUGUCCGUCCUCGACCUCUGCCUCAUCACCAUGAUCGUCCCCAACUCCGUCCUCAACUCCUUGACCAACUGCAACUCCAUCUCCUUCUUGGGCUGUGCCGCUCAGGUCUUCUUAGUGGUCCUCUUUGCCGGUUCAGAGUUUCUCCUUCUCACGGCGAUGUCCUAUGACCGCUACGCCGCCAUCUGCCUCCCCCUGCGCUAUGAGCUCAUCAUGAACAACACGGCCUGUGGAAAGAUGGCGGCCACCUCCUGGCUCACCGGGGUGAUGUUUGGGGUUUUGUAUUCAGCUUCAACUCUCUCCCUGAGCUUUUGUGGGUCCAACCUCGUCCAGCAGUUCUUCUGUGACGUCCCCUCCCUGCUGAAGAUCUCCUGCUCCGAGGAGCACAUCGCCAUCGACGUGAGCGUCACCGGUGGGAUAGCUUUAGGUGUCGUCUGCUUCAUUCUCAUCAUCGUCUCGUAUGUGCGUAUCUUCCGGGCCGUGCUGAGGAUGCCGGCCUCCGAGGGCCGGGCCAAAGCCUUCUCCACCUGCCUGCCCCACCUGGUCGUCGUCACUCUCUUUGUCAUGACUUGUUUCUGCGCUUACCUGAGGCCUCCGUCAGGUUCCCCCUCGACGCUGGACCUGCUAUUGUCCGUGUUCUACACCGUGGUGCCCCCGGCCCUGAACCCCCUCAUCUACAGCCUGAGGAACAGGGACAUGAAGGCCGCACUGGGGAGAGUCCUA